Molecule: messenger RNA, 662 nt
Organism: Dicentrarchus labrax (European seabass)
Lineage: Eukaryota; Metazoa; Chordata; Actinopteri; Moronidae
Product: trichoplein keratin filament-binding protein-like
Exons: 4
Coding region: 131-634 (167 amino acids)
Source: RefSeq, a predicted model, not a curated record
ACCCAAGGUGAACACACAUUAUCUGAUUACAGCUGAUCAAUGUCCAAAUCAUUUUAUUUUCAGACUUUGUCACAGAGAAGAACUGACUUGUUGACCCACACGACAGAAUAUCAUUUUUCAGAACUCUAGUAUGCUUCAACUGACAGAUGACCUGAUGAGCGUAAAAGUUGCCGGCCUGGUCGUUGGUGGUUUGAUAGUCGCCGCCGUCUUGUAUAAAUGUAGACGUGCCAAAGCUGAUUUGCAGAGGAAAUUUGAACUGCUUCAAAUUGAGAUACAAAAGAAGGAGAAAGAACAAGAUGACAUGGUUACCACACUAAAGGCGGUAAAGACUGAGGUAGAGGAACAGGUUGAUCAACUCAGAAGAGAACUUGAGGAAGUCGAGACAAACAGGGAGGAGAAUAAGAAGAAGCUUCAGACAGUGGAGAGAAAAAUAAAAGAGAAAGAAAUGACUUUUGACAAACCAGAGAACUUACUAAGAGAAAAAGAAAACCUGUUAAGGGUUCAGUGGCAACUGGACGAGAAAAAGAAAAAUUAUGAGCGACAGAAACUGAACAUAGAGAAAUUGCUGGAGUCCCUAGAGAAUCAGUUAUCUAGAAUUAACAGGAAGGGGGGUGUUCGAAUCUGCAUGUAUUAGCCAUUUAAAUAAAAUGUAGUGUAAAGUG